AGUGGUAAACAGCUCCUGGUCAGGCAUCUGGACAAUGCAUCGACGUCAGACCUGCUCUCUCACAUUCACACUCCAGUGACGCCGGUUCACUUUGCCAAGGAGCUGCAUGGGGUGUAAUGUUUGAGAGACAGACAGCAAGAAAAGAGAGAGCGCAGGGUGGUGGGGGCGUAGGAGUGUGGAUGAAAGAGAGAGUGAGUUCCUCAUAAGUCGUCAGGACUGCAAGGGAUCUCAUAACAGAAGAGACGGAGAGAUCAGACGAGGCUACAUCUGCAAUACAGCUGACAACAACUCAAGACACAGAAGAGGGUCUAGAAGGAACCCAGUGAGACAAAUUGAGGAUAUCACUGACCUAACAUGAUGGAAGUGGUCCUAACCAGACUGCGGGACUUCUCCUGCAAGACCUCCACCUUCGAUGACAGUAAACCAGCAGGGCAGAGUGCAUGCAGGGAUCCUCGGAGCAGGACUGACUGCCUCAGUGAAGGGCGCACAGCGGGAUGGGAAGGCAGAAAACUGGACAUAGAGAGUGCACUGGCCUGGCUGCGAAGGGAACUGAUGGAGAUGCGUUCCCAGGACCAAGCUCUGAUCCGGCAGCUGAUGGAGCUGCACUCCGGCAUCCAGGAGUUCAAGCAGGAGCUGUCUGAGGAGGAGCAAGAGGAGGAAAUAGACGAGGGGGAAGAGGUGGAGGAAGAGGAGGGAAGCUACUGGGACUGUGAGAGCGAACGAGGAAGUGGCAGCGUCUACUCCAGCUCAGGGGAGGUGGGCUUUUCCAUUUCCUUCCUGAAGAUGCCGCCGCCCCUUUACUCAGGGGUUUUAUCGAAGAGGGUGUUCAACAGGAGAAGCUCUGUGCCCUGAGAAUUAAAACUAUUAGAAGAAAUUCAACUUUUGAAGUCUCUCCUCCACUUCCUCAUAUCUUCUAAGACAGCCAACAGCAAGACAAGGUGGAGCAAGUUAAAUACAUUUGCAGUUUCCCACCAUAAAUUCUUCCCUUCCCUGUUUGUACUGACUGUAGUUGAGGAAAGAUAAAAGGAAAGCAUGUAAGCAGUGGUGUCAUAUAGGCUUAUAAUGGCUUUACUUUGUGGAUGCAAAAGUAAUUUUCACUUAAAUCCUGGCACAAAACACAAUAUGUCAACACAAUAUGUCACUCUCACGGCUUCUUUAGCUUACAGUUUCCUUCUGUUAAUUCUAAUAUCAUUACAAAGAUAUGAAACUGUAAAUUAAAAUAUGACCCUUUUUGACUGUUAGAGACUUCUGGAAAUGCACUUCUUUUGCUUUCUUGCCGAGAGUUAUGUCCAGCAUUCGACUAGCUUUGCUUAGCAUAAAGAUUGGAAACAGAGGGAACAGCUAGCUUUACACUUCAGUUUGUACAGAUGAAACAAACAAGAUACAACAAAUUAAUUAGUGAGCUUUAGAGCUGCUGGAUUUUGUUGCCAGACUAGCUGUUAAGCUAAGCUAACCAACUGGCAGCUGUAGCUUCAUAUACCAGACAGAUAUGAGAGUGGUAUUAAUCUAUUCAUCUAAUUCUGACUACGCUUUUUCCAAAAUGUCUUUGAGUUUGUAUGUAAAUUGUAAGAGAGGAUAAUAAAAAUCUGUAUUAAACACUUUCCUAAAGG
Messenger RNA from Micropterus salmoides (largemouth bass), 1610 nucleotides. Its product is annotated as protein FAM167A-like. NCBI's taxonomy places the organism in Eukaryota, Metazoa, Chordata, Actinopteri, Centrarchiformes, Centrarchidae. The transcript has 2 exons. The coding region runs from base 355 to 852 and encodes 165 amino acids. The record is from RefSeq and is a predicted model, not a curated record.